This is a messenger RNA of Sphaeroforma arctica JP610, 372 nucleotides long. RefSeq lists its product as hypothetical. The transcript has a single exon. NCBI's taxonomy places the organism in Eukaryota, Ichthyosporea, Ichthyophonida. The record is from RefSeq and is a predicted model, not a curated record. The coding region runs from base 1 to 372 and encodes 123 amino acids.
AUGACGAAAAGUAAGAAUAAGACAGCGAACACAGCUAGGGCUGCAAACGCGAAAGAUUCUGUUGUAGGCAAAACAAAACAGAAAACGCCCCCGGCACCACCACCAGCUUCUGAGGCAACUGAGGUUACGCCGACACAAGUGGCACCAACUUUAUCUGAACGGAAACAAAAGAAGUUGGCUGACUCAGGUGGAAGUGCAUCCGGCGGGAAUGUGACAACUGAGCCGCAGAAGCCACCUGCGAAGAAGGCAAAGGCUCGAAAAGGAGCAGCCGGAAAAAAAGGUAUCAUCGGAAAAUUCAACGCCAGAGGAAGUACGCCAUGCACUAGAAUCAGAUGUGCCAUCACCACCAGUGGCCACGUGUACGGCACGUAG